This is a messenger RNA of Dendroctonus ponderosae (mountain pine beetle), 630 nucleotides long. RefSeq lists its product as uncharacterized. NCBI's taxonomy places the organism in Eukaryota, Metazoa, Arthropoda, Insecta, Coleoptera, Curculionidae. Bases 80 to 454 code for a protein of 124 amino acids. Gene Ontology annotation, cellular component: ciliary base. The transcript has 3 exons. The record is from RefSeq and is a predicted model, not a curated record.
AACGUCUUUUAUUUGCCUACAACGAACUGGCUGGUGGAAAGCGUCAUUGUCAGCUAGUUAGAGUGAAAAAAUUCCUGCGAUGGCUAAAUUGCCCGAUAUUUUUUUAAGGGAGCGGUACGAAAAGGAUGUGAAAUACAUUACGGUUUACGAUGUCUACACCCCGAACUACAACAAAACCACCAUCACCCCGAAGUUCUACUCGCAAUACGAGUGUGGGGACGCAGGCGAAGUCGAUCGGCAGCUGUUGAGUAACUUGAUGCGCGCCAAAGACAUGGUAGCAAGAGAGAAGCGCGAGUGGCCCGAAACGUCGAACCAAAUUUAUGGGUGGUGGCCGGACCCACUGGUGGCAAUCGAUCGCGACGAUCCCCGCUUCUACUUUCCCAGAAUAGGAAACGAAAUAACGAAGCAUGGACUACAAGUGCUCUUAAGCAAAGAUCCCAGAAAGUCCAAAUAAAUCCAUUGGAGUGAACAGGGCUUUAAAAAAACUCAACUUCUAUAAAGAUACAGUCUGUACAAACGUUUCUAUUAACUGUUUAAAUGUUACUUGCGCAAGAACAACGUCCUCCGGAUGUUUAUCUAUAGCUUAUAGCAGAGCUGUUGUUAAACGAGCGAUACUCACGCAAAGAGCCA